This is a messenger RNA of Linum trigynum, 2603 nucleotides long. The record is from the annotation of a GenBank genome assembly. NCBI's taxonomy places the organism in Eukaryota, Viridiplantae, Streptophyta, Magnoliopsida, Malpighiales, Linaceae.
GAUGUGGCAUUUUUUUGUCAAAAAACAAAAUUAGAUGAUUUUUAUUAUAAUUACAUGAAUCAAAUAAAAAAGGAUAACCAUUUAUUCCCACGAAACCCUCUCGAAUGGAAAACAAAAAAGAAUCCCUAAAUCUGAAACCCUCCCCGUCCGUCAUUCGCCAAUUCUCCUCCACCGUCGCUCCCUUUGUUCCAAUUCUAAUAUGCCUAUCCUAGCUCCCCGAUCCUCCUUCUCUCUUUCAAGUUUCAAUCGAGCAAGAAGAAGCCAACCCCAGUUCUCAAACUCAUCCAUAACCCCCAAAUCAAAUAGCUCAUCUCGAGAUUUACAGGUCGUUUCAUCAUCUCUCCUGCCCAACUCUCUUCUCCACCGCAGGGUUAAAAGAAGACGAUGAUGACGACGACAAUUGAGGAUGAAGAAGUGUUGGUGGAGUGGUGGUAUUUCAGGUGGUGAUGGGCUGGCGGUGGGCCCUACAUCACCUGGCUUUUUCGAUAGUUUGGAUUCAAAUUCACUGUGUGCACCCACUUUGGUUGUACCGUUGAUCUACCCGAGUCGACAUUGAGGCACAUGCCGCUUUUGCAGCAGACCAAUGGUGUCCGAUACCUCCAUCGCCUUCCUCAUUUGCCCUUCAUUGCUGCUACCCUUGCAGGUGUCCCACUUGUCGAUGAACAACAGGUACCACCAUCGCUUUUCGCUCCACCUCAGACUCUUCAGUACCGCGACCACACGAGUUGUUCCUCUGACCACUCUGCCCUUCUCGAUGGCUUGGAGGGGAGGACUCGUUGCAUUGAGAUCACGCAGGAGCGGCUCCUCGACCACUUUGGACUCGAUGUGCCCGCCCAGGACCAAAGCGACAAGGAGGAGUGAUGGCCCCUAGGGCCCCCCUUGUGUUUUGUUUUCUUUUGCAACAUUUGUGUUUUGUUUGUGUUUCGUGAACUUAUGCUCGGUCUGUAGAUCAACCCUUUUUAAGUGUUUGAAUGUGUUUCCUAACAAUACCAAGCUGCUCCUGGUGACUGGUCCUUCUCCAUUCCGUUCAACAUUCACCGUAUGUCCGGUAACUUCGCUCCACCUUCUCCUUAUCUUCCUCCAUUGAGGACAAUGUCGUACUCAAGUGUGAAGGUGUUGAUUAUCUUAGAUGCAUGGCUUUUGAAUGAAUGUUUGGCCUAUAUUGAGAGUGCUUAGAGUCUAGUUCAAUGUCCAAAUAUUUAAUUUGAGGGCUCCAAGUACAUUGUCCCUUGUGAUUACCUGCUUAGUGUGUUUGAAUUGCUAGAUUUCAUGAUAGUAUGCAACCUAAGAAGGCUAGUGGAGCAUUAUAGAAGAUGUUGGUGCAUGAGAUAUUUCCUCUCCACUUCUUACUAUGUUUGUUGACAUGUUGAAUAGUCAUGUUUGGAUGUGUGAUUUGUGCAGUGUUGAUGACUCUCACCCGUUUUUGUGGACUUCAAAUGUUUGAACGAAAAGGCGCCCUUAAUGUGCUUUAAAAAAAUAGAGGUUUCACGUGUUGUGGCAGCCGGUUCAAGUACUAUAGUGCGCUUUUGAGAGUUGUGUAAGGGAGAAUCGAAUUAAUCAUCCAACCUUCUCCUACUACUUUCGACACUCCCUUACAGUUCUCCUCCUUACGUGACUUGAUAUAGAAGAGAUGGUUUUUCUUGCUCAAGUCGAGAGACCUCUGCUCAGCUCGAUUAACAUCCAACUUCAUCAUUCACUUUGCCAUCCUCUCUUGCACCACUUUCCUCGCAUGGACUAGAUUGAGAAGUGAAUGCCAAUUCUGCUCUAGUCAUGAGAAUAAGAGCUUUUGAAUUCAAAACAAUGAGGUGCUGCAACGUGCAGCCAAAUUUAAUUGAAGUUCGAAAGUUUGAGCUUCUCUAAAGGAGGAGCACGAAAAUUGGGUGCACGGUUUUGAUGUUUUUGAGAUUCUCUCCAUUCACAAGUUGUUUGUCCUAGUUCUACUGUUCGGCUUGUCCUAACUUGAGAUGUGGUUCUCACCGAAGUGGUUGGGAGAUCUCUUGUCCUCGGUUGGCCUCGUAAGUUGCUAAUGACCCGCUAUUGAUGAACAAAAGUUGCAUACGGUUGUAAGAGUCUAGUGAGUUGCACUAGUUUGAGUUAGGUUUUCUUGGGGACAAACAAAUGGUUAAAUGUGGGGGGGCUCGAUACGUUUGUAAUUAUAUUUUUUUUUGUCUCCUGAUACUUGGUCGUUUCUUGAUCAUUUGAGUGUGAAACGCCCCCAUUUGUGUUGGUUUUACACUAGGUUGUGUGUUUCUGUUGUAUUACAUGUGCUAGUGCAUGAUUUAAACCUUGGGGGUGAGUUUCGAAAAGAUCGGAGGGCAAAACACGAGAUGACGUAAAGCUGGCACCCAAGUUACGGCUUAGGCGGACAAGCCGUGAGAUGAGCCGUGAGAUGAGCCAAAAAGUCGUGAGAUGGCUAAAAGUUCCAGAAAGUUUUUCCUGCCCCAUGACCUGUCUCACGAUCUAUCUCACUGCCUGAUUCACGACCACCACAUCCCACGGCUUAAGCCACAACUUACUCGUUUCACGACUGGAAGUCGAAUCGACGUAUUUAAGUGAAACAAUGUGUUUCAAUCUCACAACCCAAAUCAAGGUUGUUUUGCAAA